AUGUCGAAUAUUAGACCUAUCAGUCUUCUGACUUGUCUGUAUAAAAUUUUAGCAAAGUUAUUGGCUGAUAGACUCACGGGAGUCCUUAAUUUGAUCAUUUCAGGAACACAAUCGGCCCUCAUUAAAGGGAGAAUUAUCACAUAUGGAGUCUUAAUUGCACAAGAAUAUGUUCAUUCGAGAAAGUUGGAAAGAAAGUCACGAGCAUUGCUUAAAUUAGAUAUGGAAAAGGCUUACGACCGGGUCAAUUGGGAUGUUUUGCUGGAGGCAUUGAGAUGUAUGGUAUUUUGGGGGAAAAUGGAGAAGGUGGAUAAAAUGGUGCAUUUCUUCGGCGCAUUUUCAGUGAUGGUUAAUGGAAACCCGAAAGGCUUUUUUAAGGUCUCAAGGGGAUUGAGGCAAGGAGACCUGCUUUCUCCAUUCUUGUUUACAAUUGUUGCUGAAGUUAUGAGUUUGAUGAUAAGGAAUGUAGAAGAGAGGGGAAGAUUUUAUAGAUUUAAGGUAUCUGAAACAUCUCCUUUGACAAUGACUCAUCUGCAAUAUGCAGCUGAUACUUCGAUGUUUUGUGAUGCAGAGGUGGAUCAGAUAAUUAAUAUCAGAAGGUUUCUGUACUAUUGUGAAGUGGUGCUCGGCUUCAAAGUCAAUUUUGAGAAAACAUCCUUGGUGGGGGUAGAGUGUUCAGAUGUAAUGCUAAAGCGAUUGGCUUUUCACUUGGGAUGUAGAGUAGAGAAGUUUCCACUUAGUUGUCUUGGCAUGCCAAUCUUGGAUGACAAAAAGCCCAAGUCGUUGUGGGAUCCGGUUUUAAAAAGAGUAAACACAAAACUAGACUCGUGGAAAGUCAAGCAUUUAUCCAUUGGGGGGAGAGCAAUUCUAAUUCAGUCAUCAAUGACGAAUUUACCGGUAGACAAAAUGUCUUAUUUAGUAAUGUCAAGUUCAGUGUCCAAAAAGAUUGAAUAG
This is a messenger RNA of Amborella trichopoda, 951 nucleotides long. The record is from RefSeq and is a predicted model, not a curated record. Lineage: Eukaryota; Viridiplantae; Streptophyta; Magnoliopsida; Amborellales; Amborellaceae.